UCAGAUCGCCAUUUGUGUUGGGAGUGAGAGGGGUUUCGGUGCGAUUGUCUCAUUUCUUGGCCAUUUCUUUGCUAUUUCCAGUGAUAAAAGGUGCUUAGUGUGUUUCUAAUGAUGGAGGAAAGUGUGUAUUGUGGAUAGGGAUGCGACUUAAAUAGGAAAAGCAUCCUGGUUUAUGAGUCUUUUAUUAAGUUUUGUCCCGAGGAAAAAUGGCUCACUCCCAGUCUGUGAAUUGUAGCUUGGAUGACAUCGACCUCAACGCGUUAAAGGACCCAGCUGGAAUUUUCGAUCUAAUAGAAGUCGUUGGCAAUGGAACAUACGGUCAAGUUUACAAGGUAUGUUCGCCUUGGCCUUCGCUGCGCUUGGGAACGGCUCGCAAGUAUCUUUCCUUUCCAGUGUGCGUGAGGACUGACGAGUUUGACCAUGUGAUGACGUGUACGUCUUGCGGGGAAGGGAUUACGUUGUAUUGUUUGGCGAUUGGGUGCAGCAUCCAACGUCUUUUUAACUCUUUCCCUCUGUUUCUCACUUUCACUUCCUUCUCCAUUUUGUGUGCAUGUGUCUGUAAGCGUGCGUGCGCCGUUUGCUUUCAUUUCCCCUCGCAUCACCUUCGUAGGGCAGGAUCAUCCCGAGUGGCGCACCCUUGCUCCUUAUCUGUCCCGGCGGUGGAGUCACGCGUGAAGGCGACCGCGACCUUUGUCAUAUUGGUGGCACUGCAGGUCGGGGCUGCCGAGGGCGGGGAGCGGGGGUGGGGGCAGGGGGCAAGGAAGGUGAGCCAGCGCCAUAAGUGGGCAAGGACGCCGCAUUUGCUUCGGCCAAAGUUAAGGCCACGGAUGCUGUGGGAGUAAAUUUACUUGGGGGCGUUUUCUUAUCUUUUGGUGCUGGUCUCUCCCCCAUUUCCUCUCUCUCUCUCUCCUUCUCUUCCACGCAUUCCCUCUACCUCUCCUUUGCUCGCUCCCUUCCUCCCCGUCCCCCGGCAUCCUCACGCCCACGGAAUAUGCCUCCGACGACGAUUCAUUGCAGCUCAAAGCCAAGCCAAGCCAAGUCGGGCGGGUCAACAGUCGAGUGUUUGCCUCGGUGAAAG
Molecule: messenger RNA, 1078 nt
Organism: Penaeus chinensis
Lineage: Eukaryota; Metazoa; Arthropoda; Malacostraca; Decapoda; Penaeidae
Exons: 3
Coding region: 207-842 (211 amino acids)
Source: RefSeq, a predicted model, not a curated record